AUGAAACCAUCAGGGCUAGCUUCAGCAUCAAUUCUCUUUGGCCUAGCUCUCUCUAAGUCUACUAUCAGUAUCCCGUCCAGGCCGCGCCAAACCUAUCCGUACAUGCCAGUUUCCAUCGAUCUUUCCAGUCCGCAUGCGCCGCUUGGGGAUGUCGUAAUUGGCGCCCACAUAGUAGGGGCUAUGAUGACUGAAGGAAACUAUUCCCAUAUAAGCGGUACAUUCACAGUACCUACCCCGGCGGUGCCUCCAGGUGGCAAAGCUAGCAAUAUGUACUGUGUGCGAGUUGAACUAAGGAUGUGUUCUGACUGUAUUUCGGGGCCGGUGUAUACCAUAGGGUCAAGUUCUUGCACUGAAAAUGGGUCUUACAUGUUUUCUUUGUAUUACGAGAAUGGGACACUUCAUCCCUAUGCUAGUGCUAGUGAUGAGAUUCGCAUAACCGUAGACGCAUAUGCAGGCAACUUUACCGUUGAAAAUCUCAGCCUCGGCGAGAACACUAGCAAAGUUUUCGUCAACAACCCGCAUCGUUCGUUAACUAUGUCUCGGGUGGUCUGGGGCAUGGAGCUUCCAUUUGAGUCUGAAACAGCAGACUUUGGCACUGUGCAAUUCGGGGAUUUCUCUGCGGUCAGAUAUAGCAAACUAGUUGAUUUAAAUGGGAGCAAGCCGUUGAGGCUGCUUUUUAACAACUCUAACCCGCAGUUCACCAUCGCGCCCACAAUUACAGAUCACUCGAUGACAAUUAAAUAUCCAGUUAAGUGA
Molecule: messenger RNA, 756 nt
Organism: Talaromyces proteolyticus
Lineage: Eukaryota; Fungi; Ascomycota; Eurotiomycetes; Eurotiales; Trichocomaceae
Exons: 1
Coding region: 1-756 (251 amino acids)
Biological process (GO): proteolysis
Molecular function (GO): glutamic-type endopeptidase activity
Source: RefSeq, a predicted model, not a curated record